AAACUUUUCUAUUCACUUCUCUCUCAGCUGUGAGCAACAACAGGCCGUCAUGCCAGCAUUGAUGCAAAGUGGGAAACCCUUGUUUUAGCUGAUUGAGUCAAGAGUUCCUUUCUUUCUUUCUUUUUACUACGAUUGCCGUUCAUUGGGUAUUGUCAGGCUGCUGUUUGUGUGCUGAAUGAAAACUUUAUGACAACAUUUAGAAACAUGCAACCCUCUUAGGUGCUGGCUUGCAAGAAUCAAACAUCAAACUCAUAAGUCUCCCAUCUUUUCAAAGUGUUUGUCCAUCACAUCACUUUCUGUCAUAAAUCCCAGGAGAUUAUUAUUUUGGUGUAAACUGAGCGUGAGUGAAUGUUUGCUUGAGAAUAGAAAUGUUUUUUUUCUGUUAGUAUCAUCUCUAUUUCCUGGGACAUGUGUCUUUGAAACAACAUUUAUAUGAGGAAGGAGCUGCCUUGUGAGCAGUCCUCGUGCUGGAAUUACAUAUACCCUGGUGUGCUAAUUUAAAGGGUUAGUUAAACAUUUGCAAUAUGCGCUUUCUUGCCAAGAAUGAAGCAACUAUUUCGAGUCAGUCAAUCACACUUUGCCCACUCACACAUCCAGAAAGACCACACAGACCAGAUUGGAGAGGGAACGUUAACCUGCUGCAGUCUAAAGGAAAUGUGAUCUCUGUGUUGGACAUGGUUGAUGCCUCUCCAUUAUCCUUCUGUAAUAUUAUCCUCAUCUUGAAUAUCUGUGUACAUUUCUUCAACUCAGCACCUCUCUCUUGCACAUGUUUGCAGUUGAUACAGCAAUUUAAUGAAAGAUUUUCAUGAAAGGGAGUCUUAUCGCACACCUAGUUGCCAUUGCGUGAGAGCACAUGGAGAUUUUUAGUAUGUCGUGUGAGGAGGCAUGACCUGCUGACCGCGCUAGGAUGUUCCUCAUAUGCAUUCUCCCCGUGUAACCGAGCUUCGUAAUGAGAGCUCCAUCUGUGGUGGGUGUGAGGGUGUGUUAGUGCUGCGUGUUAUCGCAGCACAUGCAGUGGUGUAUUGAAAACUCUCAAGUACCAAAAGCUGCCAUGCUGGCUGUCUGGCCAGAUUUGUAAUGAACCCCGGUGACAUGAUGCCCAAGAGGGAUCAUGAGAGGGACCUGGAGCUGGACAAGAAGAUCGAGGCUCUCCGCAGGAAGAAUGAGGCGCUCAUGAAGAGGCACAAGGAGGUGGAAGAGGACAGGAAAAGGGCAGAAGAGGAAGGAAUGAUGCUGCUGAGUCGCAAAGGCAAAGCUGAGGAUCUUACCAUCACAAUCAGCAAGUCCGCCAGUGAUAGUCGGGUUGUGGUGACGAAGCUAUUCAGCGGUGGUUCACCAGCUGGGAAAGGACAGCAGGAGUCCGGGCCCGACAAGGGUGGAGAAGGCCCUCCGCAGGGUGCUGGCCGGGGCCACAGGAAGCAGCUAAUAGUCACCAUGGCUGGCAAAAAGGGUAAGAGGGUGGUGAGUGAGAGGCCAGAGAAGAGGCCGGGCCCUGCGGACAUUAAGAGCCCGACAGAUGAUGGACAGGCGAGGCGUGUGGAGUCGACGGGGAGGGCGAAGCAGCCACCUCACAUGACCAAGAGAGACACAGCAGCACAGGAUGAGGACAAACAAGGACAGAAGCACGCUGAGGAGCAUCAAAGGCUUUCAGAGCAAUGCCAGGAGCCUUCGAGCCUGCAGGCCAGCACAGACCUCACCGUCCCCACGUCGAAAGAGGAGCAGGAGGAGUAUGUGAGGUGGAAGAAAGAGCGCGAGCAGAUCGACAGAGAUAGAGUAGCACGUCACAAAAACUCCAAGGGCCAGUGGAGACGGGCGUGGGACAUGGACAAAACUGAAAACAUGUUUUCAGACAAAUCCGUCCCUGACAGAGACUGGGAGCCCUCCAGCAGAGGUGGACGAAAUGCUCGAGGGAGAGGACAGUCCAGGGCAGGUCAAGAGAAGCGAGGCAAAGACAAGGGGGCUAAAAACGUGCUCGUGAUGAGCAGCAAAGCAAAAGGCAUAGAUCGUCUGACUGGGAGAGCCAGGAGAUGGCAGGCAAAUGAAGAUGGAGAAAACCAGUCUUCUGACACGACAUUAGAGGAUUUCUUGGAGGAACUUGACGGCCUCACAGAUGCUGAGGUAGAAGAUCACAGAGAUGAGGACUCGAAAAUGAAGCUGUCGUCAAGCCCAGAUUCACUGAGAACAUCUGAGGAAGCUACCCGGAGAGAGGACGGCCCCCAAGGGGACAUGGCAGAGACCUCGUCCCCUCAAGGUUCGGAGAAGAAAGUACGCUUCUCAAGGGAACUCAUCCAGGGGGCUCACUCAAAUCAACCCACAGGCUCUCAGGACGCUGCCAGCUCAGAAUCAAGAAGUGCGGAGACCUUGAAAGCUUCCUCACCUAAAAAACAACAAAACCAAGUGCAGGUGCCAAAGCAGCCUCUUGAAAGUGCCAAGCAGGACGAGGAUCAGGAAGGUUGUCCGUCUGCUCCUCCUGUUGUCCAGCUGCAGGCUUCUGAAACUGAAUGUAGUAAUAAAGACAGCACCCCCAGCACAGCUCCCAGCUCCCCCUCUACUGAAAAAGCCUGUGCCUCUCGACAGGAGACCUCUGUCCAGCCUGUAGAGCUGGCCAAGUGCAACAUCAGCAACACAAACACAGAGGAACUAAUAGACUCCGGCCUGUCUGUCCUGAGUCUGGAGUCAGGAGAAACACACCCAACACACUCCACCAGCAGCGACAAGGCGAGAGAGCACGGGAAGAUUGUUUGACAUUUUCGGGAUGUAAAUACUGAAACCAAAUCACAGCGACACGGAGCCUUUGCCUCUUUUUAUUUGCAUUCUGCUUCAGGUAGCUCAUUUGAGAUACUCUGUUUAUGGCUUACACACAGAACCAUGGUUUCAUUUAGCUGUGACGCGUCCCACCCGGGGAAGUUUUCAAAUUGUCAAAAGAUUUGAUGAACGUUUUUCUUGCUCAAAUAUUUUUUACAUCCAAGCACUUUAUGAGUAUUAAAGUAUGUGUACUGACACAUUAUUCAGCAUGUUAGUACGCUGCUUCAGUGCAAUAUCAUUGAAUGUUUACAUUUGUAUGAAAAUGUCAAGGUACAUAUCAGGAGGCUAGCUAAUCAGUUACACUUAGAUAGCCCUUGAAUAUAAACAUCAGCCACAGUCUAAUUAUCUUGUGCCUGAUUCUGCCUUAGAGGUAUUUUCAAUAAGUGAAUUAAUGUCUGUAUUACAUAUUGAUACAGAAGUGUCCGACCUACAGUAGAGUCUGUAUUUCUACACUCAGAUAUUGUUUAUUAACUGCUUCCAGCUUCAGUCGACUUCUUUCACCAAUCAGAAAUCAAUACACUGUUAAAUGGCGCAUCUGAGGCCACUGACCAAGACAUUGUGACGUUUGUAAAACAUUACUACUGACAUAAAUGCUUUUGUUGUUAAAAACAUUUAAAGGGGCAGUCCAUCGAUUAUACACAUGAAGCUCAGUUUACUCUUCACGCUCAGCGCUACUCACCUGGUUAAAACAGUCGUAUAAGGUUUUAUGUGGCUCUUAUCAAGUUGGGCAAAAUAAAACUGAUGAUGUCAUAGUGAUGCCAUCAAGGUUAUCUCAAUAAGAAAUCACAAAUGUAUAACAGGAAGCCUACGUUAAAAAUAAUGGAGGUGGUGUUUUCCAGGCAAAGAUGAUCUAACAAAGAAAUGCUAUGUUGGAUUAUGAGAGCUUGAACCAUCCUAGGGACUAAAAGUCAGGAUAUCUCGGACUCUGCUUCACAUAUUUAGACUCUUCGGUUUUCAAUCUGUGUCUCCAAAGUCUUUAUAUAAAUACAUAUCAGAGUCACUGGAGUAACCCUUUAAUGUUAAACUAAACGUCAGCUACAGUAAUAGCAAAAUCCACAUUACUGCCCUAAAACUAUGUGGCUUGACGGAUAAUCAAUAGCCGUGUCUCAAUUCACAUAUUUUUAAGCACAUUCUGAAGUAUCGCAUUAGAAAAGCUGUAUGAAAACGGGAAAAUUGGAUAAAACUUUCUCAAUUGUGAAAAGGUUUUAAGCUCGCUUGAGAUGUUUUUUGCCUUUGUCGAGUUGAUACGCUAAAUGGAUUGUGGAAACACCUUUGCCGAAUAAAUUCAGAUGUCGUGAACAUUUAACUCACAUCUGAUCAGCUGUUUUCCUGGAUAUUCCCAUAAAAUGCGAAUGCUUGUCUUCGUCUCCCGACAACAUGAAACUUGGCCGACAUGAAAGAAAAAUUAAAAAGGGAGACUUGUUUUGGAUUUGCAACCUUUACUUUACUCCUCUGUUUACUGGCAGAUUACAGCCAAUGUGUAUAGCGCCAACUUCUGACUAAACUAGCUGUAGCCUUGUUUAUUUGUUCAAACCAGUUGAUGGAAACGCGCCUAAUUCACAUAAUCUUUUUUGCAACAUUUCAAAAUUUUAAAUUUGCUUGACACGACCAAUUACACCGUGGAACUUAAAUCUCAAACUUGCUCUUCAACACAUUGUUUUACAGCUGAAUCCCAAUUACCUGGACUUCUUAUGUUUCUCCUUAACAUGGAAUUGUAAUGUAUGUUUGUAAUUUGACAUGAAAAUCAACCAUUUGUGAAUCAAAAACCCGUUUUAAACUGUUUUUAAACAACCAGUGUUAAACGUACAUAACACCCUCCAAACCUUUUUCUACGUUGAAGCUUUUGGCCCCUGUGGGACCGACAGAGGUUCAGCCUUCAGUCCACAGUCAAAACACAAUCACAGUCAAUUCAGCUGCAAUUCCUUUUUGGCAUUGCUUUGUAAUGUGUCUUUUAUAAUCAUGAAAGACAACUAAUAUUUUUGAAAAGCUGAAGAAGCUUCAAGAAUCUAGCCAGAUGUUGUGCCUUGCAUAUUGGCUUCUUCAAAUAUUGAAGGUGUACCUUAAUUUCUUGUACCAUAACAUGCAGUAGUGUUAAAUAAUGUACUAGCAUCAGCAUUGGUUUUUAUUUAUUUGCCUCUCAGUUUAACUAGAAUGUUUUUACAAAUCUAAAACUGUUUUAAACAAUGUCCAUGUGCAUUAUAGUAGCUGUUUGUUUUUCUCUGUGACAUGUAUGGAUUUGUUUUUAUUUAUUGCCAGUCUAUGGUUUUAUUUUUGGUAUCAAGUGAGAACUAUAAUAAGAAGCCUUACAAGAACUCUGUCCUCAAAUACAUUUUUGGCUUUCGUCAGUGCUACAGUAGAGUACAGUUAUGUAACCGUAAGUAGAGAACAUAGUGGACAUGCUCUAUGGAGUCAGCUUCAGCUGUGGUUACAUCAAAUACAAAUCAUCAGGAUUCUAGUACACUGGGAAAACCAAGAAGCGAGUCAAAAAGUUUGAGGCCAGUCGAACCAUCAAGAAAGCAAAGUGUGCUGUUUUUGAGUAGGGGCCUUAUUCUAUAUUAUAUAUGGAAUUUGAAUAGAUUGUAAAAGAAACAUCUGUUUAAAAAACAGGUCAGACAGAUCACCUCUGAAAUAUUUUUUAAUUCCCUGUGGGAUUCAGUUUAGUGAAAUCAAGUUUAGGACCUACAACCAUAGAACAGUUGUGCAUUUGUCAUUGUUUAGCAUUUAGUCAUGAGACAUCUGCAUUGUCACCUCGCUUAAAUGUCAAAUUUACGAGGUGGCUCCGAUUGUCUUACUCCACCUAGGGUGUCUUCUGCUGUCCUCCAUGUUUUCACAUACACUCAUAAGGAAGGAAACAAUUGUGAGUGCCUGUGUAUGAGUGUGUGUGUGAUCCCUGCUAAUUUAAAUCUGUGUGCAACAUAGCUUAAUUUACUGUAGAUCUGUUUGGAUGGAGGCAUACAGAACAUCAAUAAAGUUUUUCUGUAUUUCAAACUCUCAAA
Messenger RNA from Cottoperca gobio, 5801 nucleotides. RefSeq names its product coiled-coil domain containing 9B (gene ccdc9b). The record is from RefSeq and is a predicted model, not a curated record. The coding region runs from base 1078 to 2745 and encodes 555 amino acids. Lineage: Eukaryota; Metazoa; Chordata; Actinopteri; Perciformes; Bovichtidae. The transcript is spliced from 14 exons.